AUAUGUAUCUCUCUACUUCUUUCAUAGAGAGUAAAGCAGCCACAGAUGGAGACUAUGAAGAGAGCAGAGAUAGACACAACGGCACCGUUUAAAACCGUCAAAGAAGCUGUGGCUUUGUUCGGUGAGAGAGUCUUAGCUAGUCAAGUCUAUUCCAACCAUCUCAAAGAGAUGGAAGAUCCAGCAAAGUUAGAGAUAGAGCUUGAAGAGACAAAACACAAUCUCCAAAAAGCAAAAGAAGAAAGCAUGCAAGUGAUGAAUUCUUUGUCUUGUCUCAAGGAAGAGCUUGAAAGGACAAGACAAGAGCUUCAGAAGCUGAGACUAGUUCCUGAGGAACCCGUAAAGAAAAUUGAUGAUGAUACUGUUUUCAAAACCAAGUUCGAAGUAUUGGUUCCACAUGUUGAUGAUGGACCACCAAUUAGUACUAGUCCAAGGUUGAGGUCGAUGAGUGAGAAGAGAUACGUGAAACUUGCAAACCCUACGACGGGUAAUAGUAAUAAUGGUCCUGUGGUGGGGAUGUUUCUUGGGAGACACCCUUCCAUGAGAAAGAAGGAGAAGAUGGCAAAUACAAAGAAAAAGAAGAGAUUAAUCCCUUUGUUUAUUGGAGGAAUCUUCUCAAAGAAAAAGGUUUUGCAAUGAAACAGCUUGGUUUAUAAAAUUUUCUUCUUUUUCUCUUGUACUUUUUUUUUGGCUUAUGAUUAUAAUGUAUGUAUGAAAAUAAAUGGUUCUUGAAUAUAUUUUCUUUCUA
Raphanus sativus (radish) is the source of this 745-nucleotide messenger RNA. RefSeq names its product WEB family protein At1g75720. The transcript has 2 exons. The record is from RefSeq and is a predicted model, not a curated record. Bases 46 to 636 code for a protein of 196 amino acids. Lineage: Eukaryota; Viridiplantae; Streptophyta; Magnoliopsida; Brassicales; Brassicaceae.